ACCAAUAAUCUCAAAAUCAUGGUGGGUUCAGCAAUAUCGUCCUGCAACAUGAUAAUUAUAACAUCUCUUUCUGUCUUUCUAAUACAGGUACUUGGUUCAAGAUCUUCCAUGAAAGACUAUACCUGGAUUAUCUGGAGCUGUUCCCACACUUUGGUUAAGCAUAAGAGUACUUGCAGCCAAGCAUGUUAUUAAGAUCUUGUGUAAAUUUUUUUGACUUAGCAUCCGAAGACAUGUCCGAUUUCCAUCAAACUCCGGGAACGCUUCCUCGUGUUAUGACUUUUCCUGGGUUUAUUUCUGAUGUACAUGGAGAUGGAAGCAACAUUGGAGAUUCACACAGCCCAUUAACUGAAAGUCGUAAGAAGAGAAUUAUAGUGGCAAAUUUUCUACCUCUAAAUUCCCGGAAGGAUUCAAAAUCUGGAAAAUGGUUCUUUAGUCUUGAUCAGGAUUCACUUCUAUUGCAAAUGAGGGAUGGCUUUUUAUCUGAUGUUGAUGUUGUUUAUGUGGGUUCUCUGAAGGUUGAUGUAAAAGCAAGCGAACAAGAUGAAGUUUCCCAGACACUGCUGGAAGAAUUUAAUUGUGUGCCCACAUUUCUUCCUCCUGACCUUCAAAAAAAGUUCUAUCAUGGGUUCUGUAAGCAGUAUUUAUGGCCUCUUUUUCAUUAUAUGCUGCCCAUUUGCCCAGACUAUGGUAAUUGCUUUAACAGAUCGUCUUGGCAGGCAUAUGUUUCUGCUAAUAAGAUAUUUGCUGAUAAGGUCAUGGAGGUUAUAAAUCCUGAAGAAGAUUUCGUAUGGGUUCAUGAUUAUCACCUUAUGGUUCUUCCCACAUUCCUGAGGAAGCAUUUCAAUCAAGUUAAGCUAGGCUUCUUCCUUCACAGUCCAUUCCCCUCAUCAGAAAUCUACCGAACUCUGCCUGUCAGAGAUGAAGUUUUGAAAGCACUGCUGAAUGCAGAUUUAAUUGGCUUUCAUACAUUUGAUUAUGCCCGGCAUUUUCUUUCUUGUUGCAGCAGAAUGCUGGGCCUGAACUAUGAAUCGAAGAGAGGACACAUCGGGCUUGAAUAUUUUGGUCGCACUGUCUACAUCAAGAUUUGUCCAGUAGGCAUUCACAUGGGCCAGAUUGAAUCUGCAUUAAAUCACCCCUCUUCUUCUGCUAAGGUCAAAGAAAUCAAAGAAAAGUUCAGAGGGAAAAAGAUUAUUCUUGGUGUUGAUGACAUGGACAUAUUCAAAGGCAUUAGUCUGAAAUUAUUAGCAAUGGAACUGCUUUUGCAGCAGCAUCCAGAAUUUAGGGGACAACUUGUCCUGGUUCAAAUUAUAAAUCCUGCAAGGAGCACAGGGAAAGAUGUACAGGAAGCAAGAAAGGAAACCUAUGAGAUAACCAAAAGGAUAAAUGAUAAUUUCGGUCUUCUUGGGUAUGAACCUGCGGUACUCGUUGAUCGUCCGGUUUCUCUCCAUGAGAAGACUGCCUAUUAUGCUUUAGCAGAAUGUUGCAUUGUGAAUGCAGUUAGGGAUGGAAUGAACCUAGUGCCCUACAACUACAUUGUCUCUAGGCAGGGGACUCCGACAGUGGAUGAAGCUUUAGGGAUUGCCUUGGGAUCACCCCAUACAAGUACACUUGUUGUUUCAGAGUUUAUAGGCUGCUCUCCAUCUCUAAGUGGAGCAAUUAGGGUCAAUCCAUGGGAUAUUGAUGCUGUAGCUGAAGCAUUAGAUGUUGCCAUUUCAAUGUCUGAUGUAGAGAAGCAGUUACGACAUGAGAAACACUAUAGGUACGUUAGUUCCCAUGAUGUUGCAUACUGGGCUCGAAGUUUUAUGCAGGACUUGGAGCGAGCGUGCAAAGAUCAUUACAGUAAGUGUUGCUGCAGUAUUGGUUUUGGCUUGAAUUUCAGGAUAUUGUCUCUUUCUCCGAGUUUUAAGAAGCUCCCUCUCAACCAUAUGGUCUCCAUUUAUAAGAGGACAUGCAGAAGGGCAAUAUUCUUGGAUUAUGACGGGACAUUGGUGCCCCAAACUUCCAUUGUCAAAGCCCCCAGUCCUGAAGUCAUCUCUGUUUUGAACAAUCUAUGCAGUGAUCCUAAAAACACUGUGUUUAUAGUUAGUGGUAGAGGGUGCAAAUCGUUGAGUGAUUGGUUUACUCAGUGCGGGAAUCUAGGUAUAGCAGCCGAGCAUGGAUACUUCAUAAGGUAUGUUCUUGGUACUCGUUGA
Carica papaya (papaya) is the source of this 2192-nucleotide messenger RNA. The record is from RefSeq and is a predicted model, not a curated record. Lineage: Eukaryota; Viridiplantae; Streptophyta; Magnoliopsida; Brassicales; Caricaceae.